UGAAAAGUCACUAUGGAGACCACCUACUCCGAGUACGAUGAAGAAGGAACACUGGAAGAGGAUCGCCUGAACACACCGCCAGACUCCGAAAGCUAUUAACAUUGUUUGGGCCGUUGGGGCGGUUGGCGGCAAAUCGCCGGCCGGCGGCAGUUGCGUCGCACCCCCGAAGCGUGCCUGGGCGCACGCUCCCUCUCUGCUCCUCCACUCAGAGAGCUGGGGAACGCGGCGGGCGGUGGAACUACAACUCCCGCAAGGCCUUGCGCGUCCAGGGCGCUUUACAAUAGAAGCUCGGUUGGCGAGGUCUGCGGCGCGGUGCCGGAACUGCCGUUUCCCGCAUGUUCAGCUCGACGAGAAGGACGGAUCAGUGGCGGGUGGGGGAGAGACUCCAAUGCCCAGCGGGCCCUGCGCGGGCGGCGCUUGCGCGAAACGCGGACGGGGGGGCGGUCGGGCCAUUUAAAUGUAUGUUUGUGGGUGAAAUGGCUGCGCAGGUCGGAGCGGUUCGCGUAGUACGGGCGGUGGCGGCGCAGGAGGAGCCGGACAAAGAGGGGAAGGAGAAAUCCCAUGUUGGGGUCUCGCCGCGGGGAGUAAAGCGGCAACGCCGGGCGAGCAGUGGGGGUUCUCAGGAGAAGCGGGGGCGGCCGAGUCAGGACCCCCCUCUCGCUCCCCCUCAUCGGCGGCGUCGCAGCCGCCAACAUCCCGGGCCGCUGCCUCCAACGAAUGCCGCCCCAACCGUCCCGGGCCCUGUUGAGCCUUUGCUCCUGCCGCCUCCGCCGCCACCGUCACUGGCGCCCGCCGGGCCCGCUGUCGCUGCCCCGCUCCCGGCCCCAGGCACCUCGGCCCUCUUCACCUUCUCGCCCCUGACGGUGAGCGCGGCCGGGCCCAAGCAUAAGGGCCACAAGGAGCGGCACAAACACCAUCACCACCGCGGCUCCGAUGGUGACCCCGGCGCCUGCGUUCCGGGCGAUCUCAAGCACAAGGACAAGCAGGAAAACGGCGAGAGGAGCGGAGGGGUGCCUCUGAUCAAGGCCCCCAAGAGAGAAACAGCAGAUGAAAAUGGUAAAACCCAGAGAGCUGAUGAUUUUGUCUUGAAGAAAAUAAAGAAGAAAAAGAAAAAGAAACACCGAGAAGACAUGCGAGGAAGACGCCUUAAAAUGUACAAUAAGGAAGUACAAACCGUCUGUGCUGGCCUGACCCGCAUCAGCAAAGAAAUUCUCACCCAAGGACAGCUAAAUAGCACUUCAGGAGUUAAUCAAGAGUCCUUCAGGUAUCUGAAGGAUGAACAGCUGUGCAGAUUAAAUUUGGGCAUGCAAGAAUAUCGGGUGCCCCAGGGAGUGCAGACACCUUUCACAACGCACCAAGAACACUCUAUUCGCAGGAAUUUCUUAAAAACAGGUACUAAAUUUAGCAACUUUAUUCAUGAAGAACACCAGUCCAAUGGUGGUGCUCUUGUCCUUCAUGCUUACAUGGACGAACUCUCAUUUUUGUCUCCAAUGGAGAUGGAGAGAUUUUCUGAGGAGUUUCUUGCUUUGACAUUCAGUGAAAAUGAGAAAAAUGCUGCCUACUAUGCUUUAGCAAUAGUGCAUGGAGCGGCUGCUUAUCUCCCAGACUUCUUGGACUACUUUGCUUUUAAUUUUCCCAACACUCCAGUGAAAAUGGAAAUUUUGGGCAAGAAAGAUAUUGAAACAACCACCAUUUCAAAUUUUCACACUCAGGUCAACAGGACAUAUUGCUGUGGUACCUACCGAGCAGGUCCUAUGCGGCAGAUAAGUCUUGUUGGAGCAGUUGAUGAAGAAGUUGGUGAUUAUUUCCCAGAGUUCCUUGAUAUGUUAGAAGAAUCACCAUUUCUGAAAAUGACUUUGCCCUGGGGUACACUUUCCAGCCUCCAACUACAGUGUAGGUCUCAGAGUGAUGAUGGGCCUAUAAUGUGGGUGAGACCUGGAGAACAAAUGAUCCCCACAGCAGACAUGCCAAAGUCACCCUUCAAAAGACGACGAUCAAUGAAUGAAAUUAAAAAUCUUCAGUACCUACCUCGGACAAGUGAACCCCGAGAAGUCCUCUUCGAAGACAGGACAAGAGCUCAUGCUGAUCAUGUAGGUCAGGGGUUUGACUGGCAGAGUACUGCUGCUGUUGGGGUUUUGAAGGCUGUACAAUUUGGUGAAUGGAGUGACCAACCUCGCAUAACCAAAGAUGUGAUUUGUUUUCAUGCUGAGGACUUUACUGAUGUUGUACAGAGACUCCAGUUAGACCUUCAUGAACCUCCAGUGUCCCAGUGUGUACAGUGGGUGGAUGAAGCAAAACUAAACCAAAUGAGGCGAGAAGGAAUUCGCUAUGCUAGAAUUCAGCUUUGCGACAAUGAUAUCUACUUCAUCCCUAGAAAUGUCAUUCAUCAGUUCAAAACAGUGUCAGCAGUAUGCAGCUUAGCCUGGCAUAUAAGGCUUAAACAGUACCACCCUGUUGUAGAAGCUCCUCAAAACACAGAAAGCAAUUCCAAGAUGGACUGUAGUUUACCUGGAAAGCGAGAAUUAGAAGUUGACUCCCAGUGUGUGAGAAUAAAAACUGAAUCUGAGGAAACAUGCACAGAGAUGCAGCUUUUGACAACUGCUCCGUCAUCUUUCCCACCUCCAUCAGAGCUUCAUCUCCAGGAUCUGAAGACACAGCCUCUUCCAGUUUUCAAGGUGGAAAGUAGACUGGACUCUGACCAGCAACACAGUCUGCAGGAACAUCCAAGCACUCCUGUGUGAUAUGUACAUAUUCAAACACAUUUUUUAACUUUUUUAAAUUUUGAUGUGAAGUUAUAGUUUUAUAACUGGCUUAAGUUAAGUUUUAUUGGAGAAAUCUUGCCUAUAAUUCUAUAAAGAGAAAUGACAUUCCACAAAUGUCAAGCAUAUCUUUUUUACACAGAUUAUGCAAAGCUAAGAGUUGUAUCUUAUCCCGUUAGUACAGUAUGUAAUAGUGGGUCUGCUGCUACUUUCUGUUUUAAGGUGUGAGGUAACAAUUCAAUCUCUUCUUCAAAUCAAAACCAGAAUUCUCUGAUUAGCAGGUUCUCACUUGGUAAAUGAUUCACUUCCCUUGGUUAUAUCUUUCCUUGUCUCUUGCCAUAUUUGCUUUAUGUGGUAGAAAGAUUUAUGGUUUAGUACUUGUGUCUUCAUGGCACCUCGUCAGUUUCCACAGUAAAAUGGCAUUGGUUGCGGGAAAGGCUCCUACAUUUGGUACACGGGCAAGUAAAUUAUUUAGUUCCAGCCGCAAAGAAGACAUAGUUUCUAAAGAAAAUUGAGUGGCUCUCUGGUUUUUAGCACAAGAGGAAGCACAGCACUUUCUGAUCCAGGCUGUCUUUUUGUGUCCGUUAUUUAAAACCCAGUGGAUAUUUCAAUUAAACAAAAAUCUACAGAUGGAUAAUUCUUGGUUAUUCAUUAUCCAUGGCUCAUUAAUUUUUUUCUAGGCUAUAUAGUAACUGUGGAGGCUAUUUUGAGCAAAAGAGAUAAUGUUGACCCGUUGUUCUGCUUCCUAGUAUCCUCACAUUUCCUGUGGAUAUUUUUUCUAAACUGAUCACAAAUAUCAAAAUUAGAGAUUCAUAUCAGUCUUACUGAUGAGGCCUGCCAUAUCUGAGCAUCAAACUUAGGAGAAACUAUUCUUGUGACUUGGCAUCUACUUUUGAAAUCUUCACAAUUUCUCCGGUGAAUUCCUGGGUUUGUUCAUUGUUAGUCAUGUUGCUAUUUUCUAGUAACAGGCAUUAGACUUCCAUCCUAGAGUUUCAGGUGGGCUGAAGCUUAGGGUCUGGAUAUUUACUUUGUUUUCAAUACAGGCCUUCUUUCAAUAGGCUUCCUUCAUAGAAGUAGUGGUCUUUCUCUUAUUUGGAAUGUUCAUGUGCUAUGCAUUCUACUUUCUCUUAGUUGAUAACUCAGUAGGCCUUUUAUUUACUAAAGGAAGAGUACUCCCCACACCUAAGACCAGAUUCUUGUAUCUACCUGGUUACAGUGCAAUUUGAUUUUUUUUUUUCCUGGAUGGUGAGAUUUGAAAUAUUUGCAUUAACAUAGGCAAAAGAAAAAGAUGCUGCUUUACUAUGUCUGUCACCAUGGAACUUAGCUGCAUCUUUGGAAAUAUCAAAUAUGAAUUUUCUCUAAAAAUAUUCUGAAAUAGGUUAAAUCUUAUAUAAAUAUUACUUUGUGCAAUAUUGUUGUGUAGUUAAAUGCAUAUUAGCAAAGUAUAGAGGUCACUGUGUAAACCGAUAGAAAAGUAACCAUCAGCAAAUACUACAGUGAUUAGUUAGAAUCUGUAUUAUUCCUUAUAUAUAUGUAUAUGUAUGUAUUCUCUGUUACAAAGGAUGAAGACAAAUAAAUAGGGAAACACUUCAAUGUAAACCAUUUAUGAAUUGGAAGUGAUGUUGCUUUUAGUUAUCUUUGUAAAUAAGGUAAUUAGAAUGGUGUGAAAGGUCAUGUGAUUAUUACAGGGGUGUUUUUAAAUCCUGUGUAUAAAUUCUAGUUUAUCAAACUAGUUUUUAAGGGACCUUUGAGGGUAUUUUUUGUUGUUGUUACUUUGUGGAGAAGGGGUUUAUCACAAAAUGAAUGGGUUUGGGUUAUUUCUUAUUUUUAUUUUUUCUGUCCAGAAGAAUUUCAUAGAGCUUUACCAGGCUGUGCAAAGAAAAAUUCUUCUCAGGCAACCUUUGCUUUUAAAAGUAAUCAUGAAGAGAAAAAGUUGUUAACGCAAAAAGUUUUAUUUUUGUUUUUCUUGUCUUCCAAGAUCCGAUUUUCCCAUCUCCCACUUGCCAUCCAGCAGAUGCCAUCUGUCAUCUAAGCUGGUCAUUACCUAAAACCAAGGAGACUGUCUCCUGACAGCCAGCACUGUGUGUAAUCACUCAGGAACCAGCGGAUCUGCAAAGACCUACAAUCAAACGCAAAUCUCCAUUUUCCUUUUUACAAAACAGUCUACCCUCACCUCCAGUAUAAACAAUAAAAGAAUAUAAAAAUGUUGAAAA
Messenger RNA from Peromyscus leucopus (white-footed mouse), 4972 nucleotides. RefSeq names its product round spermatid basic protein 1 (gene Rsbn1). Gene Ontology annotation, cellular component: nucleus. Lineage: Eukaryota; Metazoa; Chordata; Mammalia; Rodentia; Cricetidae. The record is from RefSeq and is a predicted model, not a curated record.